AUGGACGAGGCGAGAGCGACCGCCGGGAACUCCUCUUCCCAGGAGGACGACGACCCGCUGGGCGGCUACUACCUGCUGUGGAACCUGUCCGCGCUGGCCCUCUCCUCUCCGGAGGCGGACAACUCGACCAACACCACCGCCAACAGCACGCUUUUCAUCGUCGACUCCCUAUUCCCCAGCGGGUAUUCCCUGCCGCACAUCAUCCUCGCCUCGAUCGUCGUCACGGUGCUCAUGAUCAUCGUCGUCGUCGGCAACAUGCUGGUCAUUAUUGCCAUCGCGACAGAGAAGGCCCUGAAGAACAUUCAGAACUGGUUCAUCGCGUCGCUGGCCGUCGCGGACUUCUUCUUGGGUCUCAUCAUCAUGCCAUUCUCGCUGGCAAACGAGAUCAUGGGCUACUGGAUCUUCGGCAACUGGUGGUGUGACGUGCACAGCGCCAUGGACGUGCUGCUUUGCACGGCGUCCAUCAUGAACCUGUGCCUCAUCUCGCUGGACCGCUACUGGUCCAUCACGCAGGCCGUCGACUACCUGAAGAAGCGGACGCCGGUCCGCGCUGCCAUCAUGAUCGCUCUCGUCUGGCUGCUGUCUGGCCUCGUCUGCAUCCCUCCUCUGCUCGGCUGGAAGGUCGACCGGCCCGUCGAGGAGUUCCCCAAGUGCCAGAGGCUGAUCCAGCACCGCGGCCUCGGCGCACAGUCCUCAGUUCGCAGUGCCCGGGCGGUGCGGCGGCAGCCAAGGGCGAAGUCUGGCGCCCGCCGCCGCCCCUGGAAGCUAGCCAACCCGCGCUGCCGCACACCGAGUCCCGGACACUUGUUCCUUCUGCGGCUGGCGGCCGCCUUCACCAAAGCAUAUACGUAG
This is a messenger RNA of Schistocerca nitens (vagrant locust), 852 nucleotides long. Its product is annotated as alpha-2 adrenergic receptor-like. Gene Ontology annotation, cellular component: membrane. NCBI's taxonomy places the organism in Eukaryota, Metazoa, Arthropoda, Insecta, Orthoptera, Acrididae. Gene Ontology annotation, molecular function: G protein-coupled amine receptor activity. The transcript is spliced from 2 exons. The record is from RefSeq and is a predicted model, not a curated record. Bases 1 to 852 code for a protein of 283 amino acids. Gene Ontology annotation, biological process: adenylate cyclase-activating adrenergic receptor signaling pathway.